Charadrius vociferus (killdeer) is the source of this 1302-nucleotide messenger RNA. It is a transcript of the gene RMDN3, whose product is annotated as regulator of microtubule dynamics 3. Gene Ontology annotation, molecular function: microtubule binding. Gene Ontology annotation, cellular component: cytoplasm; mitotic spindle pole; spindle microtubule. The record is from RefSeq and is a predicted model, not a curated record. The coding region runs from base 1 to 1302 and encodes 433 amino acids. The transcript has 12 exons. NCBI's taxonomy places the organism in Eukaryota, Metazoa, Chordata, Aves, Charadriiformes, Charadriidae.
AUGGUGCAGAACCAGGCUGUAGGUACUCGUACCUCACCCUCCUCCUGCUGCGCCGCAGGUAGUGUGCGCCGUCCAGGCACUGUGGCGGUACCAGCAGAGCAGAAACACCCCUGUGGCUGUGUCGUGCCCAGAGUGCUGGUUCCUGCGGAGGCGGGAGACGGUGCUGUGUCCGCACCUCUCCUCGCGCAGCACGAGCAGGUGGAUGUGCUGGAGCGCCUCGACUUUGUGUUGAGAAACAUUUCCGAGCUAAGGAAGGAGGUGGAGGAGCUGCGGAACAGCCUGCAGCACUUGGCUGCAGAAAUCGUUGGCGAAGUCAGGUCCCAUCUGGAAGAAACCCAGAAAGUAACGCGCCGGAGGCGGUUCCCGUUUCCUCGAGAAAGAAGCGAUUCCACGGGCUCCAGUUCAAUUUAUUUCACAGCCAGCUCAGGAACGGCCAAUACGGACGACGGAGAAAGUGAAGGAGGGUACACCACAGCCAACGCUGAGUCUGAUUACGACCGGGAGUCCGAGCGAGAGAGCGAAGAAGGGGAAGACGAAGUGAGCUGUGAGACAGUGAGAACCGUGCGACGGGAUUCUCUGGAUCUCGUCAACGAGGAUGAAACGCAUUUACUCUUCGAUUCCUCGCUGGAGGAAGGGCUGGGUCAGCUACUGCAGCAGGCUGACCGCUUGCACAACGGGGAUGAGCAGGAGAGGAGAGAGGGAUUCCAGCUGCUGCUGAACAAUAAACUGGCGUACGCAGACCAGAGAGACUUCCUUUGGCGCCUGGCCCGGGCACACAGCGAUAUGUGCGAAAUCACAGAAGACGCAGAUGAGAAGAGAUCGUACGCAUCUGAUGGGAAAGAAGAGAUGGAAAUUGCCUUACAGAAAUGGGACCAAAGUGCUGAGUGCCAUCAGUGGUACGCUGUUCUUUGUGGGCAGUUGUCGGAACAUGAGAGUAUUCAGAAGCGCAUUCAAACUGGGUAUGUUUUUAAGGAACACAUCGAUAAAGCGAUUGAGCUGAAACCAGAGGAUCCAAAGUCUUACUACCUUUUGGGCAGGUGGUGUUACCAGGUUUCCCACCUGGGAUGGCUCGAGAAGAAGACGGCUUCUGCUUUGUUUGAAGCCCCUCCGACAGUUGAGGAACUGAGCCCGGGAUUUUCCAAAGCGGGCAGAGUGUACGUCGCCAAGUGCUACAGGGACAUGGGGAACAACGCCGCCGCUGCUCUCUGGAUGAAUCUUGCCUCAGAGCUGCCGGUCAAUACAAAAGAGGAUGCAGAGAGCGAGAGAGAACUCGCAGAGAUGCGGUCAGUCUGGCAGGAAUAA